Molecule: messenger RNA, 594 nt
Organism: Mycotypha africana
Lineage: Eukaryota; Fungi; Mucoromycota; Mucoromycetes; Mucorales; Mycotyphaceae
Exons: 2
Source: RefSeq, a predicted model, not a curated record
UUAGUCAAACUACCGUUCGACGCCAUCGCAGACAAGAAUCAGUUUGGAGAAGUAGACAUGCAAACCAGGUAUUUUGAUCCUUUGCUGUCGUCCAUGUUGGCAGAUACAACGAGGAAAGUUGUAUUACGAUGGCCGAACAAAGCGGACACAAUGACCAAUGACAUUCGACCGGACGCCAUUGUAUCCACCAUGGUCCAACGCACAUUUGGGCAAUCCCUUGGUUUUGGGGAAGUCAAGCUUGGCGGCGACAGCACCACCAACCAUUCCCUUUGCCUGGACACUCUCAGGCUCUCCGUCUUGUCGCGCAACAGCGUCUUGAAGUAUGGCCAUCCCGUUCUCACUUUUCAAGUCAAUGAAAUUGGCCGCAUCACCCUGCCUAAUUCAUUGUCCUCUCUUCACUCAUUCAUAACACUAAAAAAUAUCCGUACUUUAUUGCGCGUCACCCAUUUAUUCUGGCAUUGCUGCUACCAAAUACAAUCAUCACCAAUCGACAACUCAACUUUUUCUUUCUCUGAAAGUCUCCAUGCCACACAAUUACUCCAAAUGAUUAACAAUACUACCUCAAAGUAUCGUCACUGCAGCAUUCAAUAUUAA